Molecule: messenger RNA, 5537 nt
Organism: Acipenser ruthenus (sterlet)
Lineage: Eukaryota; Metazoa; Chordata; Actinopteri; Acipenseriformes; Acipenseridae
Product: protein transport protein Sec31A-like
Exons: 27
Coding region: 197-3898 (1233 amino acids)
Biological process (GO): endoplasmic reticulum to Golgi vesicle-mediated transport; intracellular protein transport; COPII-coated vesicle cargo loading
Cellular component (GO): endoplasmic reticulum exit site; COPII vesicle coat
Molecular function (GO): protein binding; structural molecule activity
Source: RefSeq, a predicted model, not a curated record
CCCUCAUGCACGUUGCUCCAGUAAAUGGUUUUUGAGUUAUAUUUUAUUUUUUUCCCCACGUCGGCCGCCGUAGCGCUGAAAGACUACACAUCCCAUCCCAAACUGAGGGAGUUUAGGGGUGUAAUAUUAAUAUUUGUGUGCAUAAAAUAAUCAGAAUUGGAGAUACAGAGUACACCGAAUACAACACACACCCACAAUGAAGCUAAAAGAAAUUCAGAGAACAGCCAAUCAGGCAUGGAGCCCUGCAUCCCGGCAUCCUACCUACUUAGCAACAGGUACAUCUGCCCAACAGCUAGAUGCAUCUUUUAGUACAAGUGCAGCCCUGGAGAUUUUUGAACUGGAUUUCUCAGAUCCUUCACUAGACAUGAAGUUAAGAGGUUCCCUUUCAACCACAAACAGGUUUCACAGCCUGAUCUGGGUGAAUUUCGGAGCAGUCACAGCAGGAUCCUCAGGGAUGCUUGUGGGUGGGGGUGACAAUGGAGCUGUCACUCUCUACAACCCAACACAGAUACUGGCUUCAGAAAAAGAGGCCAUCGUAGGACAAUGUGAGAAACAUACAGGCCCUGUCCGGACCCUUGACUUCAACCCCUUUAAGAGUAACCUUUUGGCCUCUGGAGCCAAUGAUUCAGAGAUAUAUAUCUGGGACUUGAAUAACUUUAGUAAUCCAAUGACACCAGGGGCAAAGUCACAACCUCUUGAAGAUGUCAGUGUUGUUGCCUGGAAUAGGCAGGUGCAGCACAUCCUUGCUUCGGCUCACCCCAGUGGUAAGGCAGUUGUGUGGGACCUGAGAAAAAAUGAACCCAUCAUUAAAAUCAGUGAUCACAGCAACAGAAUGCAUUGCUCUGGGAUGUUGUGGCACCCUGAAGUGGCCACUCAGCUGGUGCUGGCAUCAGAAGAUGAUCGCCUUCCAGUAAUCCAGAUAUGGGACCUGCGGUUUGCCUCGUCCCCUCUAAAAUUGCUGGAGAACCACACAAGAGGGAUUCUGUCUAUUUCCUGGAGCCAGGCUGACCCAGAGCUGCUGCUCAGUAGUGCUAAAGACAACAGGAUUUUGUGUUGGAACCCAGGAACAGGAGAGGUGAUUUAUGAAUUGCCAACAAGCAGCCAGUGGUGUUUUGAUGUCCAGUGGUGUCCCAGGAAUCCUGCCAUUCUCUCUGCUGCCUCAUUUGACGGUCGGAUAAGCAUUUACUCAGUAAUGGGAGGAAGCCUAGAUGCUCAAGGACAAGGCCAUGUUGAUAAGAUCUCUUCCUCGUUUGAUGCCAUGGACCCUUUUGGAACUGGGCUGUCCCUCCCUCCUCUGCAGGUUCCUCAGAAGGUGGCCCAGAUGAAAGUCAUUCUUCCUCUUAAAAAGCCUCCUAAAUGGACCAGGAGGCCUGUGGGGGCAUCAUUUGCAUUCGGAGGGAAGCUGAUAACCUUUGAAAAUCCCAAACCAGCACAAGAGCAAGUGCCGCAGCCCAUUCCACGUCACGUGUUCAUCAGCCAGGUUACCACAGAAACCGAGUUCCUCCAGCGCUCCAGCGAGCUCCAGUCAGCACUGCACACUGGAAGUUUAUCCAGCUACUGCCAAGCCAAGAUUCAGAAGGCAGCAACGGAAUCUGAAGAGAACAUCUGGAGCUUUUUAAAGGUUAACUUUGAAGAUGAUGCUCGCAGCAAAUUCUUACAACUUCUGGGAUACAGUAAAGAAGAACUGGAGAAAAAGAUUGCCUCUUGCUUAGGAAAAAGUCUACAGCCUAACGGUAAUGGGGUUGAUGCUAAUGAUCUUGCAGAAAAAAUACAAAUUUUAUCUGCUCAGAGAUCGGACGAAUCCAGUGCCGCAGGGGAUACUUCAUCAUCCCCCACAUCCUCAACACAGUCUGACUUUUUCAGCAAUCUUCCCAAUGACAAGCCCAAAUUUCAGAUUUCUACAACCACAGAUACCGAUGGUCUGAUCAGCCAAGCACUCCUAGUAGGUAACUUUGAAGGGGCUGUUGAUCUCUGUUUUAACAAUGCCCGCUUUGCUGAUGCUAUUAUCCUGGCUAUUAGUGGUGGAGAGGAGCUAUUGAAGAAAACCCAACAGAGAUAUCUAGCAAAGCAGAAAACUGGCAUUUCAAUGCUUGUUUCCUCCAUAGUUAACCGGAACUGGACAGAUAUUGUACAGUCAUGUGACUUAGAAAACUGGAAGGAAGCCUUAGCUGCCCUCCUGACUUAUGCACGUCCUGAGGAAUUCUCGGAGCUGUGUGAUAUUCUGGGGUCUCGUCUGGAGCGUGAAGGAGAAGAGAGGAUGUGUCUUUGGGCCUGUCUGUGUUACAUCUGCUCUGGGAACAUUGGGAAACUGGUUGAAUGCUGGGUACUGAAAAAUGAAACCUCAUCACCUUUGGCUUUAGAGGAUCUGGUAGAGAAGGUGAUGGUUUUGCGCAAAUCGAUUGAACAGCUUCGUGGUGGCGAUGUGGCAACUCGGAGCACUGUCCUGGCAGAGAAACUGACUCAGUAUGCCAACCUGUUAGCAGCUCAGGGGAGUCUUGCUGCAGCCAUGAGCUAUCUGCCUGCAAGCAGCAGUCAGGCUUUAAUCAUGCAGUUGCGGGACAGGCUGUUUCAUGCUCAGGGAGAGGCUGUUGCAGGUCAGCAACCUCCUCCCUUCCCUUACAACAGAGUCCAGGUGGGGGGAGGCGCUCGCCCUGUUUCUACUGCAGCGCCAGUCCAGCAAUCGGGCCACAGAACCCAGCAGCAGGGCCCAUACCAGCCUGCAUUUCAUCCUCAGAUGCAACCUUCAGGGCGGCCUCCAGUUUUCACUCCACAGCCAACAUCGACAGACUCCGUGCCACACUCUGGUAUGCCAGCCAUUUCCCAUGGACCUCCUGCCAGCAUAUUCUCCAGACCACCGUACCCUCGACACCCUGCCACUGCUUCAGCAUUCUCUCAACCUUUCAGCCAGCCAGGAGGGCCUCCAAGUGGACAAGCAGCUUUUCCUACCCAUCCUCCCUGCAUGGCUUCCAGUCUAUCGGGACCUGAGUCGCUUGCAGCACAGCCCAGUGGCCUACCGUCGAUGCCUGGCCCUACUAUGUCAGGGCCUACCUUUAGGCCUCCUGCCUCUGUUCCCUCUUACCAGCCCUCUGGUCCUCUCCCGCCAUCCUCUCAGGCUGCUGGUCUUCCACCAAUGUUCUCAGGCGUUGCUCGCACUCCGACCUCCAUGCCAGCCUCACAGCCUCCCACCACCUACCCACUGGGACCUGGGUACCCACAGGGUGGCCCAGGAGCUCCUGCUGCCAAGACCUUUGCUGCUGCUUCUCUUCCUCCUCCUCCCACAGGAUACUUUCCUUGGCUGGAAAAUCGUUGUGAUGAUGAAGGCUCUCAAGAAGGAUGGAAUGAUCCUCCAAACGUGCGAGGAGGGCCAAGGAAGAAAAAGCUUCAUGAGAGCUACACCCCACCAGCCCCCAUCACAGCACCUGUCAUGAACCUCUCUAUGGAACACAAAGCACUCCAACCUCAGGCCUCUCUACCUCAGGAAACUAUUCAGGCGCCACCAGGGGCACCUAAAGAAGCCAAUAUUCAGACUCUUCAUCAACUACCAGCAGAGAAGAUUGAAAAGAAGGAGAUUCCACAAGAGCAUCUAGUGUUGAAGACAACCUUUGAUGGACUGUUAAAGAGCUGCCUCCUAGCUGCUGGUGACCCGCAAACGAAGAGAAAACUUGAUGAUGCUUCCAAGCGGCUGGAAUACCUCUACGACAAGCUGAGAGAGCAAACGCUUACUCCUAACAUCCUCGGGGGACUGCACGAGAUUGGACGCUGCAUUGAGGGUCGAAACUACCAACAAGCACUUGCAGUCCACACUCAAAUUGUUAGCAGCAGCAAUUUCAGUGAUAUUUCUGCGUUCAUGCCCAUCCUUAAAGUGGUAAUGACAAUUGCUAAUAAGCUCAGUAUCUGAGAAUAAAGAAGCAAAAUAAAACCAUGCAAACAGCUGUAACGUCCUUGCAGUAUUUCAGUGUUACAAAGCUUUAUAUAUUUGAUAGUUGUAUGUGGUUACUUAAAAUGUGUGCUUUUGAAGUUUUAAUAGCUAUUAUAGAAGUGAAUGUGAACUACUGUAGUUACAGCAAACAUUCAGUUUGUAUUGUAAAAUAAAAUGCAGAAGUAAAAUUGACAAAGUAAAAAAAGUGUCGGCUUCUAACUGGAGCACACUUCUUUACACAUUAAAUAAAAAAACUACUCCAAACGGGUUACAUACUAUUGAACUUCUGUUUAUGUUUAAAAAGUACUCCAGAGAAUUUUUAAACCUGUAGCAAACAGUUGUAAGGUGUAUGAUUUAAAAUGAUACACACCACAUUUAAAUAAAUGGCUUAAUUAGGAGGCAUUAGUUGGCAUAUAUUAUACUACAUAUUAUACUACACUUAUAUUCAAGCAUCUUAUGACUUGGAGUGCAAAUUUUACUGUUUUCUUUGCUGUGACUUAAUACUAAUUGAGUGCUGCACCCAUCUGUUGAUAAGUGUGUAAGUCCGAUUUGUCUAUGGAAAGAAAACCUUUAUUUAGUUUCCUUUUAUUUAUUUUUAAACUGCAUACCUUUUCAGCAUUAAACUGUGCCUCAGUUUGUUGUAUGAAUGUGCUGUUAAUAAAAUUAAAAACAUAGCAGUCUAAAUUAAACCUGAGCAGCAGAGUGUUGAACACAGUUGUUCUUUCAGUAGGUUCCAGUCUUUCUUCAUUAGCCACUACAGAUAACAGCAAAGGUUAUUAUUCAGAAUAUCACUUAACAAUGAAUGUCACUCAAACAGCUAGAUAUUGUCGUGAGGGUUUCCCUACAUCAGUGUGUGAUGCUGCUUUUUGGAAGUCCCAAGUGUUCUUGUUUUUGCUUCCUGCAUAACUUUUUUUCCGUUUCUGUUGUUCUCUGCUGUCGCAAUCUAUUAAAAAUACUGUUGUUCAAUAUCGGAUAAGUGGAAAAUGCUGCGUACAAUGAGGAGACCAAUAUUAGUGACCCUAAUUACUACAGCAGCACAUUUAUAUUUGCACCGAAACUAGCACUUCUUAGCAAAGUCCUGUGCCAUAUGUAAAGGUAAACAUUAUUAUCUGCAUAAUUAACAUGAUGGAGGCAUCGUUUAUAAUGACCAUCAAACACAGUCUUUGCUUGGAUGUUGUUAAUAAAAUCUUAAUUUUACAGUAGUUUUUUUUCUCUCCGUACAUGAAAUAAUGCAAAUUAUUGCAUCCUUCUGGUUGGCUUAUAUGUAAUUGUUCUAUCAAUUAUUCAAUGAUUCAGUGAACUCUCCUGUGCCCACAUUUCCCAAGUUGACCAUUUGGGGUGCUAUGUAUUCGUUUUAAAAUAUGUUUAAGUAAAAGUUGGUCAAAUAUCUUGCAUAUAAAGAAUAAUUAUUGUCUAACUGUUUAAAUGAUGUGGACAGUACAAAUUUGCAAAGAACAAAUGUUAUAGAAGGACACAGUUACAGUCCAUUGAAGGCAUUUAAAUGAAGUGCCUCAGUGCUCCAUUUUUUGAAUAUUUAUAGGAACUGUUUGCCAUUAUUUUUCAUUCAGAAAUGUUAUUAAAAAUACAUAAAUAAAUAAAUAAAACGUUUCCAAAUAAA